This is a messenger RNA of Danaus plexippus (monarch butterfly), 2246 nucleotides long. RefSeq names its product choline-phosphate cytidylyltransferase B-like. The coding region runs from base 337 to 1491 and encodes 384 amino acids. The transcript has 8 exons. Gene Ontology annotation, molecular function: choline-phosphate cytidylyltransferase activity; phosphatidylcholine binding. Lineage: Eukaryota; Metazoa; Arthropoda; Insecta; Lepidoptera; Nymphalidae. Gene Ontology annotation, biological process: CDP-choline pathway. The record is from RefSeq and is a predicted model, not a curated record.
AUUUUCAAAUUCAGAUUUCAGUGUAGGCACCUACCAACGCAGAAUUGUAUCGUUGUUGCCGUUACCUUCGCCGUCAGCAGUGUUUUGUUGACAAUAAUUUUUGGUGAUGGUUCACUUAUUCAAACAUCUAUAAAGUUUAAAAAUUUUGUUAUUUGUAAUAAAUAUUAUCAAAAAUAUUGUGAGCCAGAAAAGUAUUCAAACAAAUUUAUGUGGUUGUUUCGUGUAUUUUGUUUUAUAUAUUUAAAUAAAACUUGACGCAAUUGGAUUUUUGGAUAAAUUUGUCGUUUUGCAGACUAGUAAUGCGUUAUUUGUAUUUCACCGGUAAGCCAUGAGACAAUGUCACGAAAGAGAUCUCGAAUAACUAAAGAAGAAAUGAGUUCUAUAUUGGAGUCCCGAGGCGAUGAAGGACGAAAUGGCAGCGACACUAGUUUUGGAAGCAACAGUUUACUUAUUUGUGAAACACAGUCACUUAGACACGCGGCGCCCUUCAGCACAGACCCGAUAGCUGUUGCUGAACGCGAGAGAUGCUCCUACGGAAGGAUACCGAGGGCUCAGGCUGUGGCCGGCACCGCGCCCAGGAAGGUCAGGGUCUACUCCGACGGGAUAUACGACAUGUUCCACCAGGGACACGCGAGACAGCUGCAACAAGCGAAGACGGUCUUCCCUAACGUAUAUCUCAUUGUUGGAGUGUGCAACGACAAACUAACGCACAGUCGUAAAGGUCGCACCGUUAUGACUGAGGAGGAGAGGUACGAGGCUGUGAGACACUGCAGAUAUGUUGACGAGGUGGUCUGCGACGCGCCCUGGGAGUACGACGAGGCGUUUCUGGAGAAGCACAAGAUAGACUUCCUGGCGCACGACGACAUCCCCUACACCACCGAGGACUGCGAGGACACGUACGCCAUGAUCAAGGCGAAGGACAUGUUCGUGGCGACGGAGCGGACGGAAGGCGUGUCCACAUCAGAUAUAGUCGCUCGCAUAGUCCGCGACUACGACAUCUACGUGCGGCGGAACCUGGCCCGCGGCUACUCCGCCAAGGAGCUGAACGUGUCCUUCCUGAACGAGAAGAAGUUCCGGUUACAGAAUAAAAUGGACGAACUAAAGGAUAAGGGGAAGAAGGUGAUGACGAAUAUAGGCGAAAAGCGCGUGGACAUCUUGACCAAGUGGGAGGAGAAGUCUCGCGAGCUGAUAGACGCGUUCCUCCUGUUGUUCGGUCCGGACGGCAGGCUGUCCAGCAUCUGGAACGAGUCCAAGGGCCGUCUGAUGCAGGCCCUGUCCCAACCGCCCUCACCGCACUCGUCGUCACCGCCCAGCGAGAACGGAGACCAUUCACACUCACCGUCACCUGAACCAGAACACAGAGGGUCGGCCUCCCCCCCACCACCUAAAUCUCGGCGGUGUGACCUGUUGUGGGAGGAGCAAGCAGGUAACUGGAUGCAUCGAGCUUUGACCGCGCUGAGUUCUCGGAAGAGGCCGCACAGCGCCAGCUGACGGACGACGGCUCAGACAGCGACGACGACUACCAGGACACCAGCCCUUACCUAUAACAUACAUUAUAUAAAUAUGAUAUAGAUAUACCAACUAGAGCAUAGAUAGACUUACAACGAUCGCUGUUAAAACACACCCUGUAUAUACACAACAUAUAUACACAUCGAUGGAUUUGUAACCGACUUCAAACACAAAAUUAUCUAUUGUAGAUAAUAUUGUCUAUGCCGGGAGAUUAAUAUUUUGAAAAAUAUGCAUUGUGAAAAAAAUAUGCUUACAAAUGAUGUAGUACACGUGUUUACGUCGGUUUCCCGGACGCUGUGGUCGAGUACGUAGUUCAUUACUUUGAAGUCGUUUCAUUAAAGGCGAGCCGGUCGUGAUAUUAUGAUAUUAGUAAAUUCGUUCAUCAUAUCAUUAUGACACGGAUGUAUCAUAGAUCUAUUAUAGUAUUUUUAAACGACGUCCCAUCGGAGUGUCAUCUUGACAUUUGGAUAUGACAGUCGCGUAUGUCAAAUUAUGUUAAGUCCCGGGUCGUGUGUCGCCCGCUGAUUGAGUGAAUGUUAUUUAAUCCUAUUAGUUUUUAAUGAUAAUUUUAUUUAUAUACAUAUAUAUAUAUAUGUAUCUGUUUAGUUUAAUAUUUUUCACAUUAAUAUAUCGCUGGAUGCCUGUGUCGUUCACACCACACGUCGUGGAUAUGAAAUCUAGGCAGAUAUUAUUUGUAUAGUACUUUUUGACGGUUGAUUAAAGAGGUGCUUAUAUUA